GCGCGGCGGCGGGUCCCUGCCGCGGGGCUGGCGGGCUGAAGGCAAGGAAGAUGGCGGCGGCGGCGGCGGCUGGCGCGGCCUCCGGGCUGCCGGGUCCCGUGGCGCAAGGGCUGAAGGAGGCGUUGGUGGACACGCUCACCGGGAUCCUGUCCCCCGUGCAGGAGGUGCGGGCGGCCGCCGAGGAGCAGAUCAAGGUGCUCGAGGUGACGGAGGAAUUUGGUGUUCACCUAGCAGAGCUGACCGUAGAUCCCCAGGGAGCACUGGCAAUCCGUCAGCUGGCAUCAGUCAUUUUGAAGCAAUAUGUGGAAACUCACUGGUGUGCCCAAUCAGAGAAGUUUAGGCCUCCUGAAACUACAGAAAGGGCAAAAAUUGUUAUCCGGGAGCUAUUGCCCAAUGGGUUGAGAGAAUCAAUAAGUAAGGUGCGCUCCAGUGUGGCCUAUGCAGUGUCAGCCAUCGCCCACUGGGACUGGCCCGAAGCCUGGCCGCAGCUCUUUAACCUGCUCAUGGAGAUGUUGGUGAGCGGAGACUUAAAUGCAGUCCAUGGAGCCAUGCGUGUGCUGACAGAAUUCACUCGAGAAGUAACAGACACCCAGAUGCCACUUGUUGCUCCUGUCAUUCUCCCAGAGAUGUAUAAGAUCUUCACGAUGGCCGAGGUGUAUGGUAUUCGAACCCGUUCCCGAGCAGUGGAGAUUUUUACCACUUGUGCCCAUAUGAUCUGUAACAUGGAGGAACUAGAAAAGGGUGCAGCCAAAGUUCUGAUCUUUCCUGUGGUGCAGCAGUUCACAGAGGCCUUUGUUCAGGCCCUCCAGAUUCCAGAUGGCCCCACGUCUGACAGUGGGUUUAAGAUGGAAGUCCUAAAGGCAGUGACAGCCCUGGUGAAAAACUUCCCAAAGCACAUGGUUUCCUCCAUGCAGCAGAUUCUACCUAUUGUUUGGAACACCCUAACUGAGAGUGCAGCUUUUUAUGUGAGGACAGAAGUAAAUUACACAGAGGAAGUUGAAGAUCCUGUGGAUUCUGAUGGUGAAGUCCUGGGCUUUGAAAAUCUUGUCUUUAGCAUUUUUGAGUUUGUCCAUGCUCUCCUAGAAAAUAGCAAAUUCAAAAGCACCGUUAAGAAAGCCUUGCCUGAGUUGAUUUACUAUAUAAUCCUGUACAUGCAGAUCACUGAGGAGCAGAUUAAAGUAUGGACGGCCAACCCCCAACAGUUUGUAGAAGAUGAGGAUGAUGACACUUUCUCCUAUACAGUUAGGAUUGCAGCUCAAGACCUAUUGCUGGCUGUGGCCACUGAUUUCCAGAAUGAGAGUGCAGCAGCCCUGGCUGCUGCAGCCACUCGCCAUUUACAAGAAGCUGAGCAAACCAAAAACAGCGGCACUGAACACUGGUGGAAGAUACAUGAGGCAUGCAUGCUUGCCCUCGGCUCAGUGAAGUCCAUCAUCACUGACAGUGUGAAGAAUGGCAGGAUCCAUUUUGACAUGCAUGGGUUCCUGACUAAUGUCAUCCUUGCAGACCUCAACCUUUCAGUGUCUCCUUUUCUCUUGGGCCGAGCACUUUGGGCUGCCAGUCGGUUCACUGUUGCUAUGUCCCCUGAAUUGAUCCAGCAGUUUCUACAGGCAACAGUUAGUGGUCUUCAUGAGACACAACCCCCAUCGGUUCGAAUUUCUGCCGUGAGAGCCAUCUGGGGUUAUUGUGACCAACUGAAAGUCUCGGAGAGUACCCACGUGCUUCAGCCCUUCCUCCCCAGUAUCCUGGAUGGCUUAAUUCACCUAGCGGCCCAGUUCAGCUCAGAGGUCCUCAACCUGGUGAUGGAGACCCUGUGCAUCGUCUGUACAGUAGACCCAGAGUUCACAGCAAGUAUGGAGAGCAAAAUUUGCCCCUUCACCAUCGCCAUUUUCCUGAAGUACAGUAACGAUCCUGUCGUCGCCUCGCUGGCUCAGGAUAUCUUCAAGGAGCUGUCCCAGAUUGAAGCCUGUCAGGGCCCGAUGCAGAUGAGGCUGAUUCCCACUCUAGUGAGCAUAAUGCAGGCCCCGGCAGACAAGAUCCCUGCAGGACUAUGUGCGACGGCCAUUGAUAUCCUGACCACAGUAGUCCGGAAUACAAAGCCUCCCCUUUCCCAGCUACUCAUCUGCCAGGCUUUCCCUGCUGUGGCACAGUGCACCCUUCACACAGACGACAACGCCACCAUGCAGAAUGGUGGAGAGUGCUUGCGAGCUUACGUGUCAGUGACGCUGGAGCAGGUGGCCCAGUGGCACGACGAGCAGGGCCACAAUGGGCUGUGGUACGUGAUGCAAGUGGUGAGCCAACUCCUGGACCCCCGUACCUCAGAGUUCACUGCGGCCUUUGUGGGUCGCCUUGUCUCCACCCUCAUCUCCAAGGCAGGGCGGGAGCUGGGGGAAAAUCUGGACCAGAUUCUUCGUGCCAUCCUCAGUAAGAUGCAGCAGGCAGAGACGCUCAGUGUCAUGCAGUCUCUGAUCAUGGUGUUCGCCCAUCUGGUGCACACUCAGCUGGAACCCCUCUUGGAGUUCCUGUGCAGCCUCCCGGGACCUACUGGCAAACCCGCCCUGGAGUUUGUAAUGGCUGAAUGGACGAGCCGACAGCAUCUGUUCUAUGGACAGUAUGAAGGCAAAGUCAGCUCUGUGGCACUGUGUAAACUGCUCCAGCAUGGCAUCAAUGCAGAUGACAAACGGCUACAGGAUAUCCGCGUGAAGGGAGAGGAGAUCUACAGCAUGGAUGAGGGCAUCCGCACCCGCUCUAAGUCAGCCAAAAACCCUGAGCGCUGGACAAACAUUCCUUUGCUGGUCAAGAUCCUGAAGCUGAUCAUCAAUGAGCUCUCCAACGUCAUGGAGGCCAACGCCGCACGCCAGGCCACUCCUGCAGAGUGGAAUCAAGAUGACUCCAAUGAUAUGUGGGAGGACCAGGAGGAAGAUGAAGAGGAGGAAGAGGAUGGUUUAGCUGGCCAACUCUUAUCUGACAUUCUUGCUACAAGUAAAUAUGAGGAGGAUUACUACGAGGAUGAUGAGGAAGAUGACCCUGAUGCCCUGAAGGAUCCUCUCUAUCAGAUUGAUCUGCAGGCAUAUCUCACGGACUUCCUCUGCCAGUUCGCUCAACAGCCCUGCUACAUAAUGUUCUCAGGCCACCUUAAUGACAACGAGAGGCGGGUUCUGCAGACCAUUGGCAUCUAAAAAAAAAAAUGGAGACUUUCCACAUUUGCUCCUCCUGGCUCAGCCACAAACCAUUUUGCAGCCCUUAACUGGCCUCGACAUGUACUUUCUUUUCAACCUAGAGUGGCCUCCUGACUCGGCCCUUGGCCUUUGCAGAGUGACACUGACAAUUCAGACUGAGCUCACCAGUGCUGUCACUUAGGAAUACUGGAACAAAGGACAUUUCUCAAAGUCCCCCUGAAGAUACUCCAUCUCUAGGACCUUUUUCUCCCCAACUGUGCCCCCACUUCUGUUCCUAGAGUCCUCUGCUGGCCGCUCCCGAAACAUAUUGCCCAGAAGGAUUAUGUGUUCAUGGAUUAUUUUGCCCCACCUCAGGAGCACAGGAAGUCAUGACCAUUUAUAUUCUAAAACAGACCUGUUUACUUCCAUAGGACAUCUGAGGUAUUCAGAUAGGAAUACCCUUGAGAGAUGAUUGUGCUUUCUGCCCUCCACCACAGAUGCUCUGGGUUCUCCAUAGGAACGAGGGGAGCAGCUACCUUCUGAGCCCUCUCCAGUGACCUCUCCUUGUCUCCCUCCUACAACACUAAGGUUCCCCUGUCAAAGGACGUCAUCUUGGUUUUGCCUCAUUGCAUGAUUCAGCACCUCCCCCCAAGCUAUUCCUGCGUAUACAUGCACACACACAAAAUAAGCCAGACAGAUGGCAAUUUGUUUUUCCUUUUUUAGGAAAAAAAAAAAAUGGGAAAAACAUUUUUUAAAGUCCUCCUGACCCAACUAUAUUUAAUAUUCCUCUCCCACACAUCACCACACAGUCUGAUAUUCAAAGGUUACCCCCUCUCCCUCAGGAAUCCUCUAAAGUGGUUAAGUUGUAGCCCUCAAAUUUGCAAUGUGUAUUUUUCUAGGAGAGUAAAGUAAUCUUUACAAAUGAAUUUAGUCCGCAUGGUAUAAGGUGUCCCAGCACAUCUGCCUUCUGUUCCUUUUAGAAGGAAAAUAAAAGUAAGGAAAAAAAGAUUAGGCGGAGCCAUGUAGACACCCUAGUGUGUCCUAGGUAACCUAGCUCGAGCAAAAUGACUCUUAGAGAACUGGUAUCGUCCAAUCAAGAUUUUUUUUUAAAGAUUUUAUUUAUUUAUUCAUGAGAGACAGAGAGAGGCAGAGGGAGAAGCAGGCUCCCUGUGGGGAGCCCGCCACAGGACUCGAUCCCAGUACUUGAGCCAAAGGCAGACACUCAAACCACUGAACCCCCCCCCCCAGGUGCCCCAAUCAAGUAUUUUUAAGGGAGGUCCCUUAAUUGGGAAUUUCAGUCUGUUGUAUGUUCACAAAGUGAAUGAGGAUAACAAAGGGAGGAAGACAAAGCCCAGCACUCCCGUUUUGGCAGUGCCCAUACCUGGUGCCCAGAUUUAGCAGCUACAGAUUUCUAGACGUUGACGUUCCUGCAAACAAGAAGCAGACUAUCAAAUGAAUUUAAGCCUGUUCUUGAGGAAAAGACCACACUCGUAGGGCAUUUCCUGUACAGGACUGUUACGGAAGCUUCGGGGUUUUGUAGCUAAUAGUGGUUUCAUGCCACUAGGUGUCCCUGGUGUGCAGUCCCCACAUCUGAGUUGGGGGGAGUGUCUGUUAUCGUUCCUGUCCUUGAAAAGCCUGAGAGCACGUGCAGAGCAUGGUCUGCUGCCAGCCAGGUUCUGAGACUAGUAACUGCUCCUGUUGCUUCUCCCCCUUGAGCUGGGAGAGUCCCUCACGCUGGGGCAGUGACAGGAGGUCUGGCCCAUUGGUGCUCGAGAAAACCAAUCAGCCUUAGAAACUCACCCUACCGUUGAUCUCCAUGCAAUGCCAUUGGUUCCAGUGCUAAAGGUUCCACAAGGCCAAAUCAACCCUGACUGUGGCACAACAGAUGGUCUCGCGCCCAUGACGUCAAAUUGCUGAGUUUGGGAAGGCUUGGAGCUCCCACACUGAGGAUGAUGGGGGCCCCUUCUGGGCCUGCUGAGUGGAAGAGAGUCUGUAUCUGGUGCCAAAAAUGGUUCUUGACAAGUGUCCUCUCUUGCUGAUUUUUGGGGAGUACUGGAAAACUUGAGUCCUGAAGGCAAGGGUCUGGGUAUACCCUGGGGCCACCCCUGCCCAGCAGACACACUGUUGUGGAUGAGAGCAGAGGGUCUUGGACCCCUUGGCGUGUAAGCACUUCCUGUGCUCCCACAGCGUUUUCCCAUCACCCACUGGCCCGUUAGAGCAGGUGCACAGUGGGUGAUACUCCCGUUCUGUCAGUGAGGAGGAGCAUUCAGACGACGCCCAGUGUCAGCAGGGACGGGAAAGAUCUGCUUGAAGCCAGUACUCCUGACGAAAAGUUGAACUCCAGCUCCUGUUUUGCCUCUUGUUCUUUUGGCCAAAGAACUAGCUUGGGCCUGAAAAGGCCAGGGCCAACAGGUUAGGAGCCGAAGUUCAAGAUAAGUGAGGGGAUGAGGGCACGCUGGCGGCUCUAAGAUCGUCCAGGUCUCCUGAGCAUGCGCACAGCUAGGACGCCGGGGCACCUUUCCAGCCGUGGUUGAGCUCCUGGUGGAAGGAACUGAAGGGAGAUUGGAAGAAUCAACCAGAAGAUGGAGAAGGGGGAAGUCCAAGCCUGGAAGGAAGCAGAUUGUCACAAGUCCCUGCCCGUCCUAUGACAUUGACCAGGGACCACAAGCGGACACGGCCCCGGCCCAUAAAUAGGAAUGCUGUCCUCGCUGGGGUUCCAUAGACGUCGCCAUGAAUUCAGAGCAAGUGCUGCCAAACUAGACUUGCAGGCUGAUUCUGGUGACAGAUAAAAUCUGGACAAGGUAAAAUCAAAGCAUCCAGGAAAUAAGUUGGUUACUGGCCACCAACCCUCAGACUACAAAGUGGCUUAUUGUGGAAUGGUUUGCGCUGUGCCCCAGGGCGCUGUCCUUGUCCCCUCCUUUGAUAUGAAUGACAGAUGGGGGGUUUCAUGCCUUACCCAUUCCAAAAGGAUCUGAGGCCAUUUAUAAAAGAAACAGGACUAGAUAGAUGCCGAUCACAUUUUUUUUUUAUUUAUUUAUUUUUUUAGAUGGGAGAGAAUCCCAAGCAGGCUCCGUGGGGCUCCAUCUCUCAACCUUGAGAUCAUGACCUGAGCAGAAAUCAAAAAUCAGAUGCUUAUGCAGCUGAGCCAUCGAGGUGCCCCUGCCAGUCAGAUUUUUAGAUAAGGGGAACCUCUCAGAGUGAUGACAAGUUAGGAUUCAAACAGACACUUCUAUAGGCAGAAGUUAAAGGUAAGGUGGUUUGAGAACUCGGAUUGAUGAGUACGAAGAAAGUUAAGGGUUACAGAGUAGGCUGCUCCUGUCAGCAAUUCUGUGUGCACGUAAUAAGCGCUCAUGAUGUCAGGAGCCGUUAACGUGUCCUCAGUCAACUCCAGCGUAGUCCUGGCUGGGGUGGCGGACACAGAUUGUGUAAGAUCGGUUCAGUCUCCCAUGUGUGUCGGCAAUCCUAGAGUGCUCCGUUCCAUCAUGGUGCUCAAACAGGAGGCUCCCCGACAGACGGCGUGCCCAUCUGCAAGAGGAAAACAAGAACCGGAGGACCAGAGCUGUGCCAUGCGGGAAGAAGCUUAAAGGAGCUGAGAAGACUCAGGGAAAACCGGACACCGCUUUGGAAGAAGAAAGGGUUGUCCAGUGAAGGACACGCUACUCCCCCCAGCCAGGCAGACCCGUGGCCAACGAGUAGACAAACUCAAGGCCAGUUUCUGGCUACUAGGUGUUUAUUCUGUUCCGCAAAUACUAAACUUCCUUGACAUGCAAGGCCAGGGUUAGAAGCUAGUCUAGUCAGGGGUCAGAAAUAAGGCAACAGAUGUGGGUGGUGCCAUGAGAGAAGUACUGGGGCCCAUCCCCACUACCCAGAGGGGAGUGGUUAACCGUAACGGAGAGGAAGGCAGGCAGGGUCGCAUGGAGAAGGUGACCCUGGGACUGGGCACUCACAAGGUGGCCAACAACCGUUGAGGUUUCACAAGCCCCAAAUGCCAAUGGCUGUUCCAAAGCGUCACUUCGAUUAUCUCGGUAGACCAUCUAAGAACUACCAAGUACGUACUUCUGUUUACCCCACCUACAGACUGGCGAAACCGAGGCACAGCGUUAUUAAAUGUUACCUGCCAAAAGUCA
Messenger RNA from Canis lupus familiaris (dog), 7282 nucleotides. RefSeq names its product importin 9 (gene IPO9). Lineage: Eukaryota; Metazoa; Chordata; Mammalia; Carnivora; Canidae. Gene Ontology annotation, cellular component: nuclear envelope; cytosol. The record is from RefSeq and is a predicted model, not a curated record. The transcript is spliced from 24 exons. Gene Ontology annotation, biological process: protein import into nucleus. Gene Ontology annotation, molecular function: small GTPase binding. Bases 51 to 3176 code for a protein of 1041 amino acids.